Molecule: messenger RNA, 337 nt
Organism: Sinocyclocheilus grahami
Lineage: Eukaryota; Metazoa; Chordata; Actinopteri; Cypriniformes; Cyprinidae
Product: tetratricopeptide repeat protein 13-like
Exons: 3
Coding region: 32-337 (101 amino acids)
Source: RefSeq, a predicted model, not a curated record
ACUAUUCUGAAAUAUCGUGCCUUCACAGUUCAUGUUCUUCGGUGUAUUUUCAGUGUGUGGGAUGAAGCAGGCCAUGUUUUUCAUUCUCACGGCUUCCAUAUGCAGAGUGGGGAACAUGCUGUUUUCAGUAGAGACUCAGACCACAGAUGAGAGGACGCAGCAGUAUCAGUCAGAAAUUGAAGCACUCUAUAAAGAUCUCACUGCCAAAGGCAAAACCCUGAUGCUCUCCACUGAACUUGGGGACGCAGAUGCCGUGUUAAAUUUGAUUCUUUCUCUGGUGUAUUACUUCUGUAACCUCAUGCCACUGUCCAGAGGCUCCAGGUAUGAAAACAAUUGA